UGCAUUGUGAAUUCAUUUGACAACUCUCAACACUAAAACUGACACUCCUAGCCUCCAAUGGCAACAAUAUCAAGCUUUUCAAACGGUUUUUGGAGUAAAGAUUACGCUACAGGUAUCAACACGCUUUUUGAGCGACUGAGUCUUGGUACCCAAGAAAAUGAACAAGUCAAAACAUUAAUCAAACUAUAUAAGCAAGCCAAUGAAGAUUUCGGAGAAAGAUUACAAGAAAUAACCAAAGAAUGCAUGAAGAAUGGCAACAAAGAAGAAACAAACGAAGAUUGCACUUCCUCAAGCAAAGCUUUCGAGGGUUUACGAAGCGAAAUUGAGACGCAAGGAAAACAACACGUUAGAAUUUCAAACGACCUACAAUCUUUGGUGUUGAGACCACUUUCAAAGAUGUCUGUUGACCAUGAACAAAAAUUGCAAACAAGCCAAUACGUGUUGACGAACCAUACAAAAGAGUAUGAGAAAAAAUAUCAUAUCAUGAAAAAGGCAAAGAGCACGUAUUAUAAUAGAUGUCGUGACGUAGAGGAUCUUGAAGAAGAAGCCAAAAGAGAAGAAGAGCAAGAAGGAUCGUCCGAUCUCAAAACGUCCAAUAAUCAAUUUUCAAGUGGUUCUUCUGGAGCCUACGAAAAUUCUGAAUCUUCAGAACAAAAUGGACCUGUACAACUUGGGUUUAUGGAGUUUAAAUUCGAUGAACUCCAAAAAGUCAUGUCCCAAAUAUUAGAGGAACUUCCUCUUCAAGAUAAACGAGUCCCUAUCUUGGGAACGUAUCAAAAUACUUGCUCAGGAAACAUCAUUGUUUCCUGGCUUCAGGAAAAUCUUCCAGUUCCCACACUAGUAGCCGCCGAAGCGUUUGGUCAAGAUUUGAUUGCUGAAGGAUUUUUGCGUCAAAUAGGUCAAAUUGGCGUCGGAGGUACAUUUGUCAAUAGCACAAACUUUUACUACCAGUGGAAGGAGAAGGCUUUUCAAGUAGCCGGAUUAGAUAGUCAUGAUGCUCUUGUUGAGAAUGCAAAAUCUCUACCUUUCCUCGGUGAAUAUUUAUCCGACUAUAUCCAAUACAGAAAGCAAUAUGCGAUGGAAUCCCCUUUGCAACGUGCCCAUAGGGAAGCUGUUGAUGCUAAUACAUCGUAUAAGGAAGCUGUGUAUGACCUAGACAAAUGUAGAACGCUUUUAGAGGAAAAUAUUGUUGAUCACUUCCAAUUUUUACAAAAAUGUGAAGUUGAACGUGUUAAAUAUUUCAAGAAUACCUUUAUGGAUAUGUCCACUAUAAUCUCUAACUUCUUACCCUCCAUGAAGUUGCUAGCUGACCAAAUUAUUGUAUAUCAGGAAAUUAUUCAACCUGAUAGUGAUAUCCGUUAUAUCCUUGAGUCAUCAGCUACUGGCCCUUUCUUGCCUCACGUUGAAGUUUACGAAGACUAUUAUAACGAUAUUAAGGACCAAGUGUUCGGUAUUGACAUGGAGUUCCUCUGUCAUCGUGAUAAAAAACGUGUUCCUAUAAUAGUUAGCACUAUUCUUUCUUUCCUUGAUCAGCUAUAUCCUACCCUUCCUUCAGAUAAAGUUCGACAACAAUUGUGGUUAGUUAACUCUCCUUUAUCUUCUAUACAUCAACUUAGAGAGGCUCUUAAUUAUGCUCCAAAUGUAUCAAAGGAUAUCCUAGUACAGUACUCGCCUACAGUCGUUGUGGGCACAUUGAAACUAUUUCUUUUAGAACUUCCAGAUUCAAUUAUUCCUUCAUCUGCUUUUGAAUUAAUCCGUUCUAUAUAUGCCAAUCAUGGCAACGAUGAAGUUUAUCGGGUCCGCUUGUUACAGAAUCUUCUUUCCCAACUUCGUAGAGUGAAUUUGGCUACUUUGAGUGCUAUAAUCACUCAUUUGCAUCGAUUAAUAUCCUUAACGACGAAAGAAACUAAUUUUGUCGGUGAUUUGGCUAACUCUCUCUGUAUGUGUAUAUCCAGACCGACAUCAUGGACGUUAUCAAUUCAACAUGAUAAACAUCCUUCACGGUUCUUAGAGGAUCUUCUGACUCACGGUCCUACAUUAUUUGAAGAAUUGAGAAAAUUAAGUGCUGCCAAACGAGCUUCUGAUCGAGGCCCUUCCACUCUAAUUGCAGGUGACAAGCAAUCAGCAUCUAGAAAAGCCUCAGUUUCUUCUACUGCUUCUGCACCUACCUCUGCACCAUAUGCUUCGCCCAGAUCAUCUUUAGAUGAAGCUCGUCCAUCUGUCAGUGAAGCUGAAUUUACAACAGAUAAUGUUCCUUCCACGCUUCUUCGUACUUCAUACGCUUCAAAUGCCAGAAGGGGUAGACGAAAUGUUAGUCAAGCUUCACAAGUUAGUGAUACCAGUGAGUUUAGCGAGCAAGAGUUCAAGGAUCCGAGUACAGACGAUACCGAAAGGGGUGAAAUAUGGCAAUCCUUUGGAAAUCAAGAAUAAUUUGUACCGUAUAUUUUUUCUAAUCUACAGUAAUUUUUUAUCUGUAUUUUCUAACUGGCUGUCCAGCAUUGCAUUAUUUGCAUUAACUUACGUUUAUGAAAAUGGAAACAAACAUAUUAAAGUGUGUACAUGCCUGGCUUGACUUUGGACGAAUAUUUCCUUGUAGCAUAGAUUAUUAUCUAAAUAAAUUAAGUCUUUCUGUAGGCGUGAAAUAAAAGAAUGUUAUUCAGAAAAUUUUUA
Schizosaccharomyces octosporus yFS286 is the source of this 2670-nucleotide messenger RNA. Its product is annotated as rho-type GTPase activating protein Rga8. The transcript has 2 exons. Lineage: Eukaryota; Fungi; Ascomycota; Schizosaccharomycetes; Schizosaccharomycetales; Schizosaccharomycetaceae. Gene Ontology annotation, molecular function: GTPase activator activity. Gene Ontology annotation, cellular component: division septum; cell division site; cytoplasm. The coding region runs from base 58 to 2430 and encodes 790 amino acids. The record is from RefSeq and is a predicted model, not a curated record. Gene Ontology annotation, biological process: cytoskeleton organization; small GTPase-mediated signal transduction.